GGGGGAAGAGCCCGCCUCCUAUCCCAUAAGGCCCCGGUCCGGAAACCUCACUGCCUCUUCCUGUUUCUCAUCAUGGCGCAGGAUCAAGGCGAGAAGGAGAACCCCAUGCGCGAACUGCGCAUCCGCAAGCUCUGCCUCAACAUCUGCGUGGGGGAAAGUGGAGACAGACUGACCCGGGCAGCCAAGGUCCUGGAGCAGCUCACGGGCCAGACCCCCGUGUUCUCCAAAGCCAGGUACACCGUCAGAUCCUUCGGCAUCAGGAGAAAUGAAAAGAUUGCUGUGCACUGCACCGUCCGUGGGGCUAAGGCAGAAGAGAUCCUGGAGAAAGGUCUGAAGGUGCGAGAAUAUGAGUUACGAAAAAAUAACUUCUCAGACACUGGAAACUUUGGUUUCGGGAUCCAGGAACACAUCGAUCUGGGGAUCAAAUAUGACCCGAGCAUCGGUAUCUAUGGCCUGGACUUCUACGUGGUGCUGGGUAGGCCAGGUUUCAGCAUCGCAGACAAGAAACGCAGGACAGGCUGCAUUGGGGCCAAACACAGGAUCAGCAAAGAGGAGGCCAUGCGCUGGUUCCAGCAGAAGUAUGAUGGGAUCAUCCUUCCUGGCAAAUAAAUUCCUGUUUCUAUCCAAAAGAUCAAUAAAAUGGCUUCAGUAAAAUGUA
Phyllostomus discolor (pale spear-nosed bat) is the source of this 658-nucleotide messenger RNA. RefSeq names its product ribosomal protein L11 (gene RPL11). Gene Ontology annotation, cellular component: cytosolic large ribosomal subunit; ribosome. The coding region runs from base 73 to 609 and encodes 178 amino acids. The transcript has 6 exons. Gene Ontology annotation, biological process: translation. Lineage: Eukaryota; Metazoa; Chordata; Mammalia; Chiroptera; Phyllostomidae. The record is from RefSeq and is a predicted model, not a curated record. Gene Ontology annotation, molecular function: RNA binding; structural constituent of ribosome.